Molecule: messenger RNA, 1206 nt
Organism: Aspergillus ibericus CBS 121593
Lineage: Eukaryota; Fungi; Ascomycota; Eurotiomycetes; Eurotiales; Aspergillaceae
Exons: 2
Coding region: 1-1140 (379 amino acids)
Source: RefSeq, a predicted model, not a curated record
AUGGGGCCCUCUCGGAAGACUUCCAAUAGGCCCAAGAAGCGCACUUUGGUUCGCUGGGAUGAAAACUUGAACGAGCUCCUUCUGCUGACUGUUCAGUCCGUCUGCAAUACGAACUCAAUCAAGAUUCCUUGGGCAGAUGUCGCUAGAACCAUGGGACAUAACGUGACCGAGGGAGCGAUUGUACAGCACCUUGCUAAGCUCCGCAGUCGUCGAGUUGCAGCAGAAAAAGCCGUUCCUCCUCCCCUCCGACGUGGUGGCGUUGGUGUGUCAUGCAAACCGACAGCAGAAUCGCCCGAAAGAAACCCACAAGAAGAAGGAUCGAAGCGGGACAAUACCCAGAACAAGGUCGGUAGGGGCGAGUCAUGGAGUAAACACCAAGACCCGUCCUCGGAUGUAGACUGGGUAGAGGAAAGAGCUGCUAGGACACGGAAGAAGUUCCCACAGAAGAAGAGAUCCACAGUCCAAGCGGUGAAACGCCUUCCAGACCAGAUUAAAUAUGAGAGUGACGAUGAUGACAUGGACAGCAGUGUGGAUGGCUCGAGCGAUCUGUUACUUCCCGGUGCAAAGUUCCUCGAAUACCCGAAUGACAUGGGGCAGCCUGAGACAUCACCACCUGCCUCCGGCUCCGAAUCUAAGAGAAGUAAGGUGGUGGUACUCAGAUAUCGACGUCAUGCAAUCAAUGACGGUGUCGCUGUUUUUCAUUCUCUGGAUCUGGCCGUCGAUCCGGUUAACGUCCGUGAGGACGUACCUUAUCGUCAAUAUUACCAACAGCCUACUGAUGACAAUACUUAUUCUGCCGAGAGCAAUGCCCACUUCAUGGACUUGUUGAACCAAGACUCGCCUAUGGUCUUUGCGCCUGUAGGUAGCUCGUCCAUGGGGGUGCCCUCACAUGAGCAUGGAGUGGUUUCUCCUGGCGAUCUGUGGCAGAGUGGACUUGGUCAUCCGUUUCCAAGCACCAUGUAUCCGGCAUACCACAACACCGUUGAUGUCACUGCUGCCAGUGAUUCAUUGGACUUCUCUCAGGAGAUGUUUAACCGCCUUGCUGCCUUCGACCCUGAAAGCUUUCAGCACAUGUCGAACAAUUUUAUGCAGAUGGAUGAAACGAUCCACCACUUUCAAGUCUCCGACAACAUGAAGUGAGCUACCGAAGGGGAUGAGGCCUGUACCGAAUCAAGGCCGUGAAAGCUAUUCUUGACAUAUCUCUGC